AUGGCUCAACAGGUGCGUAUUACUUUCAUAUAUCAAUCUUGGAUGAAAUUUCUAAUGAGACAGCAAGAGAGGCUGGAGAAGUCAACGAGAAAGGAAGGGAGUCAGAAGAAGAAAAUUGGACUGAGGUUGCAUUACGGCAAACGGCGAAUCUCGCAUUUGACGAGCAAAGUUGGCAGAUUACAAAUCAUUGAUUUGUCAUCAACAACGGCGCUGGAUAUAUUGAAAUUAGGGACUCCAGUUGAUCAAUUUAACGCAAUAAUUGAGGCAACUAAUAUUGAUCCGGUUCCACUGUCUGCUUAUGCCAGGGACCUUAGCAAUGCCCUCGAUAAAGCGCCUUUAUUAAUACGUGCAUUACGCGAAACACUGUAUCAUGUUGGAUUUCGUAAAGACUUCGAUUUCAUCGCCCACGAUGAUGCUAGUUUUAUGGAAAUAACGAUAAGGUACUUCUUGGAUCUAAUGAGCUCUCCCAAUAGCCUCUUGAAUAAGAUUAUGCUCGAGAGAACAACAGCUAGUUAUCUGAUAAUUUACCUUGUAAACCAAUUGUUUAUUGCCAAUACUGAUGUGAUUGAGCUAGGAUGGCUUGAAAGAGAGUUUUAUUCUACUGAUCGAAGCAAAUUUGAUGGAAUUCUAUUCAAGGUUGGAAAUAAAUCGAUUAGCCCAGGUCUUAUCGAAUUUUCAGGAGGGAUAAAUGACAAAACCUCAUCUCGAAAAAAUUCAAAGGAUAUUGAAAAGAUGUAUACCAGUCACUACAUCUACUUUGAAAGUCUCCUUGAGUUUGGUGGUACGAUGUACAGAAAAAUCGAUGCAACCAUGGAGAUCCCGAAUACACCAAGAAAAUUAAAAGUAUUCAUCAAAGAAAUCCCAAUGAUUCUUGCGUGGAAAGAGGUUGUAACAAACCAUGCUAUUAGUUUGACUUGAUACACCAGAAAAAAUACCUCAUAAUUUUCAUAUGUAUAUUCAUCAUUUACGUAUCAUUAAAAAUAUAAAGAAAUAAAGCCAGCUUCUAAUAUGGGGCAUUAUAUACCAUUAUACUUCGGGCUUGACAAUCUUUGUUGUUGUAGUCAUAUCUUCUUUUAUUUCGACUUUUUUUUUUUACUACGCUCUUGGCUAUACACCGC
Molecule: messenger RNA, 1118 nt
Organism: Rhizopus microsporus ATCC 52813
Lineage: Eukaryota; Fungi; Mucoromycota; Mucoromycetes; Mucorales; Rhizopodaceae
Exons: 5
Coding region: 1-918 (305 amino acids)
Source: RefSeq, a predicted model, not a curated record